CCCAUAACCAGCAAGCUUCACAUUUGCGUGCUUUGGAUUAUAAUCUUUAUUCAAGCCCUGAUACCUUUUAUAUAUCAUGGAAAGUAUUACCCACGCAUGCAUUUUCAAAUAGCAAAACCAAAUUUCCAUCAUUCGUCAGCACAUUAUUUAACUGGCGUAUCGAUGUAGUAACCAUUCCUCCUGAUGAAAAGAAUUAUCAAAAAUAUAUUGAUUCUAUAACGGUUACAGAUCUUAAUUUUAAGAUAAUCAAUCACUUAAUUAAAGCUGUUAUUAAAUUUGUGAUUCUAAAUCUUUUAGUAGAAUAUUUAAAAUACAACAAACCAGAAAUUCCGAAAAGAUCAUAUAGGCUACGAGUUUUAGAUUAUUUAAUAACCGGACAUCCAUUUAUCGAAACAUAUACCUUCUUUUAUUGCUUUUUGUGGUCAAUUCAUAUAAUUUUAGCCUUUUCACUCGUAUGGAACAAAGCCUGUAUUUUAUUUGGGAUAAUCUUAAGACCCUUGUUAUCCGAUAGUGUAAAAGAAAAUAAAAAACUGCAAGAACCAAAAUCACUUAAGAUAAUCAUCAAAGAAUGGUUAAUUCUUUCCCUAUUCUACACGAAACCUCUAAUGGGUAAUCCAAUCUUAUCAACAGAUCCCCGAGAUUUUUGGUCAAAUCAGUGGCAUCAAGUAUAUGGUGAAAUAUUUCAUGAUCUUGGCUACCUUCCAGUUCGAAACUAUUUUAAACACAAUAAAAUUCUUGGAAGAAUGCUUGGA
This is a messenger RNA of Racocetra persica, 752 nucleotides long. The record is from the annotation of a GenBank genome assembly. NCBI's taxonomy places the organism in Eukaryota, Fungi, Glomeromycota, Glomeromycetes, Diversisporales, Gigasporaceae.